Molecule: messenger RNA, 1570 nt
Organism: Toxotes jaculatrix (banded archerfish)
Lineage: Eukaryota; Metazoa; Chordata; Actinopteri; Toxotidae
Exons: 3
Coding region: 14-1543 (509 amino acids)
Source: RefSeq, a predicted model, not a curated record
UUUACCGUUGGGUAUGGUGCUGCUGAGAAAAACUGAACAAAUGAGCCCUGUGGCGUGUUUGAGGCUGUUUGUGCUUUGGUUUUGGCUACUGGCUUGUGAUGUAAAUUGUGAGAACCCCCACAGAGGUUAUGUCCAGGAAGGACAUUCCCCAGUGGGAGUCCACAAUGACAACAGAAACUAUGAAAGAUGGAGUGAACCCCCCAUUUUCAGAAUCUCCAAAGCUGGUUACAAGACAUCAAACGUGAACACAGGGCAAAGUGGCAAGAUUUACCCUGCUCAAGAAGAUCACACCACUGACCCUAAAUCAUCGCAAAUUCAAAGCCCUCUUCCUUAUGCUGUUAUUCCUGAAAGGCAAAAUAGCAAUGUUCCAAAAAGCAAAGUCACCCAUUUUGAAUCUGGCUUCAACACAGGAUCAGUUACACAGGAACAAAGUGCUGACACUUUUCCUGAUGGCGAGAGGAUUCAUCAAGCAAGCUCCGAUUCUGUAGUCUCCUCUGGUCCGGUUCAGUUUCCACUCCGUAUAUAUCGUGACAGAACUAAGUCAAAAGGAGGUCUUUCAACUGUUCAGGUAGACAAAGCUCCAAGAGGCUUUGGACCCAACAAGAGAAAGGGCCUCAUUUAUUCACAAAGCAAUACAGCAAGCCCAAAUAUUCCAGCCACCAAGUCUAGUCUGAAGUCUGAGUCUAACAAGAUUCACUCUGGACCCAACAUACGUCCUCUAUAUCUACAGAAAUCCCAUCUCACAACAUGGCCUGAGGUGAGUCGGUAUCACUCUGCACAUAUUUUUCACAACAGAAAAAAAUCUUUUCCAAAAGUUUUAAAACCCAUUGACAAGAGGACGGACUCCAUGGUGAAGGGACAUUCUCCUGGCAGAAAUUUAGCAGGAAAAGUUAACAGGCAGAUGCCUUAUCCAGUAUGGAGUCCCAGGGCCUAUGACAGUGAUGUGAUGUCUGAAGCAAAAGGAUACGCCCAUGUCCGGCACCUCAAGCCUGGUUUUGACAAAACAAGGCCCCAAUGUAGUUUGGCAUGCAGAAAGUUCCUGGAAACUUGUUUUCCAUAUGUUAAUCAGAAUCAAGGCAGUUACAGCCAUGAUUUAACAGAACUGGGAUGUGGUCUUGGUGUUCAAACAUCAAGUGAAAGGAAGCUAAAUCAUAAUUACAAACCAGGAAACCAACCCAGCAGCUGGCAUCGUCUCCCACCAGACAGAGCACACAUCCCUGUCCAAGGCAAAUUUAAACCUUUCCAGAGACUUCCUACGAAUAACAAUCUCUCUGCUCACACCAAUUCAUCAGACAAUAAAACAGCUCCCACUCAGACAUUUGCAGGGUCAACCCUUCCUCCUAGUUUGAACUCCACAGGUAUGAAUUCAACAACUGUCCCCUCUGUCCCCGGAGAUCUGAGCACCAAGCCCCCUUCAUCCAUGCAGACACGGGACCAAGCUGAUCUAUCGCAAGCAUCAAAGCCUGAGGGUCAGUCUGGCGGUGCAGCAGAAGAUAGACCUUCCCUGAAUCUAAACAACUCAUCACCCGGGAGUUUCAAAUAACAUUAAAAACUUUGUUUAAAUAGUGAA